GUCAGUUCAGUACCAAGACACACAGCAGUAGAGACAGAGACACAUUAACAUAUUAACAUAUUAUUUCGCAACCACUCAGCUUCACAUUCACAUCGAUUUAGCUGACAGACAUUUGAAUUUGAGACACCCACCUCCAGAACAGGUGACCUGACCGGGAACUGCCCUGUUACCGAUGGUCCCGCAAUCCGGCGGUUGUUAAGAUCGGGGUUAAGAUCAAUGGAAGUGGCAGGUUUCUACGAGAGGGAUUACCUCGCUUUACACAGCAGCAACUGCAACAGUGCCAGCUACAGCAGCAUCAACAGCAGCGCCGCCUGCAACCUGUCGAGCGGGGGUUCAAUGACGGAUCUGAGCAUCGCAGAUAACGAGAAGGCGAUCAACUUCAGCAUCUACCUGGAGCAGCAGUACCAGCAGCAUCCCACACAGCUCGGGACCCCGGGACAGCAGCACGAGGGGGGUGUCUUAACAGACUUUCUCGCCGAAGAUUAUAAGAAUAAACGCGACUCCUUACAGAACUACAGUUACCUGUCCCUCAGCAGCGGCCGAGCGCCCGGGGGCAUACUGAGCUUCCCACAGUUGUUGGAGACCCGUGUGAACACAGUAUUCAGCCCGCAGCUGCUGGGCAGCACCAAUAGAGUCAAGCAGGAGCUCAGGGAAGAAGAGGCUAAUAGAAUGGACUCGGGCUCUCCCAGCUACGACAUGGGCUCAUAUUUGCAAUACCAUUCUGCGCCUAGCGGAAGUACUGGGAAUCUCUCCACUGCCUCAUCAUCUUGCUCCAGCCCGCCGGGCACCCCUGCCCCGUCCGGCUCUGCUGGGUCACCGCAUAACAGCGGCGGCAAGCUUUCCUCCAGCAAGGGGAAGAAGCGUGUGGAGAAGAGCAGCGAAGAGUACAAGCAACGACGGGAGAGGAACAACCUAGCGGUAAGGAAGAGUCGGGAUAAAGCCAAGGUACGCAACCUGGAGACCCAGCACAAGGUACUGGAGCUGGCGGCGGAGAACAACCGGCUGCAGAAGCGAGUGGAGCAGCUGUCCGGAGAGCUCGCCACUUUACGGAACUUGUUGUCAGCCACUGGGCAGUGCUAGCCUGGCGAGUAACGCAAACCUUUCGACCUGUGCAAUCACAUUGCUGUCUCCCCUCUCACACAGAGGACUUGGCUGCCGACCUGCCUAAUCAGUGCGAGACAAAGGGGAGGUCAGGGCUGUCCCCCGUCAUAUUGAAAAGGGAUGUUUUGGGAACAAGACAUGUUUAAAGACAGUGUUGGUAAAACCAAA
Molecule: messenger RNA, 1269 nt
Organism: Polyodon spathula (Mississippi paddlefish)
Lineage: Eukaryota; Metazoa; Chordata; Actinopteri; Acipenseriformes; Polyodontidae
Product: CCAAT/enhancer-binding protein beta-like
Exons: 1
Coding region: 217-1080 (287 amino acids)
Biological process (GO): DNA-templated transcription; regulation of transcription by RNA polymerase II
Molecular function (GO): RNA polymerase II cis-regulatory region sequence-specific DNA binding; DNA-binding transcription factor activity, RNA polymerase II-specific
Source: RefSeq, a predicted model, not a curated record